AUGGCACCCACCGAAACCCCGGGCUCCGACCCGGAGAAGCGGGUCCUCGCGGAUAUCGUCCCCGCCACCACCGGCCCCCUAGAUGAAGACGCCAUCCCCUCAAAGCACCACAUCACCGACGAAACCGGCGCCCUCGCCGCCUCAGCCCUCGACUCCGCGCCCCUCGACGCCGCCGAGUCCCGCUCCAUCCUCGCCAAGCUCGACAGGCGCAUCCUCCCCUUCCUCUGCAUCACCUACGCCCUGCAGUUCAUCGACAAGACUUCUUUGGGGUACAGCUCCGUCUACGGCAUCAUCAAGGACAACAAGCUCGUCGGGCAGCAGUACAGCUGGGCCAGCUCCAUCUUCUACUUUGGGUAUCUUGUCGCGGAGUACCCCGGCGUCGCCAUCCUCCAACGGUUCCCCGUCGCCAAGUUCCUGGGCGUGAAUAUCGUCCUCUGGGGUAUGAUUCUCAUGACCACUGCGGCGUGUAGUUCCUUUGCGGGGCUGGCGUCGGUUCGGUUCCUGCUGGGUGUCACGGAGGCGACCAUAUCGCCUGGCUUCGUGGCCGUCACGGGAAUGUGGUGGACGAGACAGGAGCAGGCCGGCCGCUCGGCGCUGUGGGUUUCGUUCCUGGGUGUCGGAAGCUUUGUGGGCACGUUGCUCGCGUACGGCAUCGGGCACAUCACGGGCUCGCUGUCGCCGUGGAAGUACAUCUUCCUGAUCCUGGGCGCCAUGACCGUCGUCUGGGGCGUCGUGUUUACGAUUUUCGUGCCGGACGGGCCCGCAAAGGUGACGUGGCUGACGGAGAGGGAGAAGGUCGUUGCUGUGCAGCGCGUGGCGGAGAAUCAGACUGGUACGGGACGGAGCAGGACGUUUGUCAAGGCGCAGGUGCUUGAAGCGGCGAAGGACCCGGCAGUUAUUAUUUUGGGGCUGAUUUCGUUUGUGAAUGCGAUUGCGUCGGGCGGAUUGGCGUUUGGGUCGUUGAUUAUUCAGGGGCUUGGAUUCAGUCCCCUCAACACGACGCUUAUGAACCUGCCGCUUUCUACCGUACAGGUUGUCACGCAGCUUGGAGCCGGGUUUUUGAGCAGCAAGAUUAAGAGUUCGAGACUGCACGUCGGCACCGUCGCCAUGAUCCCUCCGAUCAUCGGAACCUGCCUCAUCAACCAGCUCCACGCAGACAACAAAUGGGGCCGCCUCGUCGGCGUCUGGCUACUUGGCUCCUACCCCGUCGGCUUCAUGGUCAUCCUCGGCCUGCUCUCGACCAAUAUCGCCGGCAGCACGAAGAGAUCUGUUGCCUCGGGCUGGGUCUUUGUGUGCUACUGCGUCGGGCAGAUUGCCGGCCCGCAGUUCUUCAAGAGCACCGAGGCACCCGCGUACCACAGCGGCAUCGUGGCUAUGCUGUGCGGGUUUAUUCUCAACCUAGUCCUGAACCAGAUUCUGCGCUUCAUCUACGUGUUGGAGAAUAAGAAGCGUGAUCGGAUGCUGGAGGGUAAGUCUGAGGAGGAGGUCAAGGAGAUGCAGAGAGAGGGCGAGGUGCUUGGGUUCGAAGACGUGACGGAUAAAGCUAAUCCCAUGUUCCGAUAUGUUCUUUGA
Molecule: messenger RNA, 1572 nt
Organism: Colletotrichum tamarilloi
Lineage: Eukaryota; Fungi; Ascomycota; Sordariomycetes; Glomerellales; Glomerellaceae
Product: major facilitator superfamily transporter
Exons: 3
Coding region: 1-1572 (523 amino acids)
Biological process (GO): transmembrane transport
Cellular component (GO): membrane
Molecular function (GO): transmembrane transporter activity
Source: RefSeq, a predicted model, not a curated record